Molecule: messenger RNA, 2230 nt
Organism: Leucoraja erinaceus (little skate)
Lineage: Eukaryota; Metazoa; Chordata; Chondrichthyes; Rajiformes; Rajidae
Product: tropomyosin alpha-4 chain
Exons: 9
Coding region: 16-870 (284 amino acids)
Biological process (GO): actin filament organization; muscle contraction
Cellular component (GO): actin filament
Molecular function (GO): actin filament binding
Source: RefSeq, a predicted model, not a curated record
GCCCGAUCCACAGCCAUGGAAGCCAUCAAGAAGAAGAUGCAGAUGCUUAAGCUGGACAAGGAGAACGCCAUCGACCGGGCUGAGCAGGCAGAGGCCGACCAGAAGGCAGCAGAAGACAAGUACAAACAGGUUGAGGAGGAGCUGAUGGGCCAGCAGAAGAAAAUGAAAAGCACGGAGGAUGAACUAGACAAACUGUCCGAGGGACUCAGAAGCGCCCAGGAGAAGCUGGACAUGUCCGAGAAGACAGCUUCCGAUGCUGAAGGUGAUGUUGCUGCCCUCAACCGACGGAUCCAGCUGGUGGAGGAGGAGCUGGACCGGGCCCAGGAGCGCCUGGCCACUGCCCUGCAGAAACUGGAGGAGGCCGAGAAAGCAGCGGACGAGAGUGAGAGGGGCAUGAAAGUGAUUGAGAACCGUGCAAUGAAGGAUGAGGAAAGGAUGGAACUUCAGGAGCUUCAGCUGAAGGAAGCAAAGCACAUCGCUGAAGAAGCAGACCGCAAGUACGAGGAGGUGGCACGUAAACUGGUCAUCUUGGAGGGAGAGCUGGAGCGUGCUGAGGAGCGUGCUGAAGUCGCGGAGAUGAAGUGUGGUGAUCUGGAAGAAGAGCUGAAAAAUGUCACUAACAAUCUCAAAUCACUGGAGGCUCAGUCAGACAAGUACUCGGAGAAGGAGGACAAGUACGAGGAUGAGAUCAAGGUUCUGUCUGACAAGCUCAAGGAGGCAGAAACUCGUGCUGAAUUUGCUGAAAGAACUGUUGCAAAACUGGAAAAGACCAUUGAUGACCUGGAAGAACAAGUUACUCGUGCAAAAGAAGAGAACAUGGGUAUGCACCAGGUCCUCGAUCAAACUCUACAGGAACUGCAUAACUUGUAAGGAGGCGAGAAGAUUACAACUAAAAGUAACCAUUAUCAUCCAUGACUCUACAUUCCAUAUCGUCCUCUCCCUCAUCAAUUGUCGACUUAGAUCGAUUAUUAUCAAAUGUGGACCAAAGUUUUUAUUUUGUAUUUUGUAGAAUUUUUAUUACGCUAUUCGAUUCUUUCCUUCCCCUUCCCCACACAUGUACACACAGUCUCUCUCCUAUUGUUAGAUUAAGCACAUAAGUAAACUUUCUCUUCUGGACAUGAAGCAAGGAAGUGCAGGUUUGGGGCAUGACCUACCAUGUAUUUUGUGGAACUCCAGGUAGAGCCUGCAGCCUGAAAUCUCGUCAGCCUGUUGUUGUCCAUGUUUAUUGUGCUGCCAACUAUUGUACUCGCAAGCUUUGUUCUACAUUUCAGUGGGUGAGGUUACUCAUUAGAUCCUGGAAGGUAACUGGCAGUGCAAGCUAGUACCCAGCUGAUCACUUCAUCUGAUUUUUGAGUGUCUUCGACUUUUGCAACAAGAUGUCCCAAUGCCUCUUUGUGGGCCAAGGUUGCCUGGGUCCCUUCCCAAAGCCACUUGGGGAGAGCCUCAAGUCUCAAGUUUGCUGAUUGAUUUGUUGUGCAACUUUGUAAAAUGUAGCCAUUCCAUGUGUACUGAGGUUGGGAGAGCCAAAUGUAGGAACACGAGAAGCUUGCUUAUGUUGAGACACGGGAUCUUGAACAGAAUCCAUCUCCUAUUCUUGCAUGGGGUAAUCCAAAACACUAGGGAGAAGAUUUGAGAAAUGCCUUGGCUAAUGCUGGUUUCACUUUAGUCUUGCAUUGCAGCCCCAUUCCACUGUCACCUCAACGAUUCAAGUGAGCAGUUUUACAGCUCAUAUAUUGGAAUGUGCCUUUAUACUUUUGCUCAGUGGGUGAAAGCUUAUUUGCAUUAGAAAAAAAGAAUGGACAGUUUAGUUGAUAUGGACGCUGCAGGGUGUUAAAUAGAUCUUUCAGCAAUCCUUAACCAGCCCUCAGUAGCAUAAAAACACUUAACUCUUCCAAGGGCUGGUGAUAUCCCAAUACCAUAACAUGAGCUAGGUUAGUUUCUUUACAACAUAAUCAAAAGUGACUUUCCCCAUUUAAGAAGGUGCAGAGGUGCCUCCCCUCAGCAUUAUCUGUGACUAACAUUGAUUUUUUUUUUAAACUUUUAUACAAAUCACACACUUGCUGGACCUUGAACACCGAAACAAGACACUAUUUGUAUUAAAGGUGAUGUGUUACUGGAUUAAAAGGGAAUGCACAUCCCAAACAGUUGUCUUGGGGAAUGAUGAUGUGAUCUGCAUUUACACUGGUGAUGUUGAUCAAUAAGCAAAUAAAAUGACUCACUGCUGAAGAAA